Messenger RNA from Coniophora puteana RWD-64-598 SS2, 817 nucleotides. RefSeq lists its product as uncharacterized. The transcript has 5 exons. Bases 327 to 635 code for a protein of 102 amino acids. NCBI's taxonomy places the organism in Eukaryota, Fungi, Basidiomycota, Agaricomycetes, Boletales, Coniophoraceae. The record is from RefSeq and is a predicted model, not a curated record.
AACCGUGCCCAUCGCACCCAUUGCCAGAAGACUUAGGAAGAGACUCCACAUCAUCACCUACGGGUAUGCAUUCUGGUACGUAAAUUCGCGAUCUCCCGCAUUCUGGCGGCGACAACCAGUUCCUACCCACAAACACCACUGCCAGGGCCUUGACCAGUUGGAGGGCCCAAAUCUGAACUUCAUGCGCCCUCCCCAGCUCACAGAGAGUUCCCGAGUCAGUUGGAGGAGAGAGUCUGACAUUGCGAUAGCCACGAGACUUGACAUGUCUGGUGAGCAUCGGUUUUGAUGAAAUCACACUAAGUAGCUAUGUCGAGCGUGUUCGCCAGAUGGUGCGACCUAUAUCUGCACAACAAGGGGCCUGUUUCAGCUCAAAGACAUUAUCCGUAGCUCAUUGCCUCCUCCCCAAGUGCAGCUCACCCGCCACCGAUUCCCGCAGGCCCAACAAUCAGCCUAUCACUCGCUGGUACAUGCUACCUCCGCAUACGCCCGGUAAUGGCGACCCUUGCGCUGACAUUUCACUUACAAAAUUGACUGCUCUCUUACAGGCCGAUCGCGUCUCUGGACGCGUGACGGCCAAUGCUAGCGGAACAAGCCGUAGUACGUCAUCAAAGUUGUCAACCGCCAAGCACGAAUAAAACGGCAAAACUCUGAUGGCGCUUCACUACAAUCGGCCCGACGACACAAUCACUAUAAACGAGUAAAAUGUGCAGGAGGCCUUUCGAACGAGGCUAAAGAUUUGACCGACAGCGACACCAUCGCAAGCGCAUGUAACUAGGUGCUCAACGUGCUCUCCCUUGUGCUUUUCGGACUUGGUGAU